This is a messenger RNA of Sparassis crispa, 357 nucleotides long. RefSeq lists its product as hypothetical. The transcript has 3 exons. The coding region runs from base 1 to 357 and encodes 118 amino acids. NCBI's taxonomy places the organism in Eukaryota, Fungi, Basidiomycota, Agaricomycetes, Polyporales, Sparassidaceae. The record is from RefSeq and is a predicted model, not a curated record.
AUGGACAGGGUAUCAUGUUCGGUUACUUGGAUAAAUACCGAUUGGGAAGCGCAGAUGCUUUACACCAUGAGUGUGACGGGCAAAUGGAUCCCGCUGUCUGGCAUGAUGAAGGACUGUUCGUCAACGAAAGCACAGAUCGGAGAGGAUUUUGUUCUCGAGUUCGCUAAGUCUAUCCUCUACUGGAAAAAGUGGGAAGAACACAAAAAUUUAGAGAUGGAGGUGUCGUGGACGAAAUUACCCGGUGAAGAGGGAUAUAACGACGGUCACAAGGCGUGGCAAGACUUGUACGGAUUGCCUGAGGAUUGUAAAAAUAUGACAGACGAGCAAAUCACGGAGGCAAAGAGGGGCUCCAGAUAG